CAACUACGGAACUAACAAGACAAGUUAUUGCUAAAAGGUCAACAUGCGGUUUGUUGUAUCAUUCUUUGCUGUAUUAAUGUGCACAUUUGCUUCUCCAGUAUAUGGAAACUUGAGGGCGAAGAUAACGAAGGAAUGCGGUCAGAGGCCUCCUUUUACGAAGGACACAAAUGAGGCUAUAACAAAAGUUGGUAACGCGUUGAAUCUGCGUAUUAAUUCAGGAUUUGAUCGGUGUCACACGCUCUCCUUUCAAAUAAUUAGAAAGGAGGUUUGUGACCUUUUUCCCGCAGAUGGAACACCGGUGUGUGCGACGAAAGUGAACAAUUGGAGGGUUAAAAUGGACACACUAAAUGACGCCUUGCAUACAAUUGACACCGAAUGGAUUCAUUACAAAGACUUAAAAAAAAAUGGGAUAGCUUAUGGGGAAUUUGAAAAUACGAACAAAAAAAAUAAAGAUAAAGUCACUGCAAGUUUAGAUGAUGUAAUUAAACAUCAAGGAUCGUCUGAUGGGGUUUUGGCGAGCAAAAUCAAAGCGGUGAUGGUUUAUAUGAAUAGUGCCACGGCUAAUUUGCGCCCUGGCCAUGCUAGUGUAAAUCGGGCAAUUGGGGGUCACUUAGAUCCGUUAUUAAAAGUCAAAACUAGCAAAAUUCCUUCAACGAAGGCGAAGUUGAUUUUGACUAGCAAUUCAAUAGCUUUUGAACGAAACUACCCAACUACAUGGAAGGUAAAAGCAGGUAGCAUCAUGACAUCCGACAAUAUGUGAACACAAUGUGACUAACAUUGUAUGAAUGUUAAUUUUAUUUUAUUCGUGUGGAUGUCUAAUAGAUAAAAUACAUAAACUUGCAUAUUUUUAAUAUGGUGGAUUUAAUUAUUAUUAUUUGCCCACGUUAGCCUCUUUAGUGCCUAAUAAAACAGUUAUCGAUGGGGGCCUUGCAAAAGGGGUUCUAGUGAAUUUAAAGCUUCCAUUUAAGUACGAAAGGUGUGCGAGCACAACAACCGCACAACUAGACAUUCGCCUAAGAUAUCAAUCCUAUUCUCAUGUUAAACGUUAAGCAGAAAGGACCGAUUCACACUUUUAUAAUCUCUGGCAUGAAGCGGCCAAGGUUUGAACCCAAGACCUUUAGCACUGGAGGCGAACACUCUACCACAAGGCCACCACUAGGCAACUCAAGGUAAAGAAUUUUAAGGCUCCCAA
Molecule: messenger RNA, 1192 nt
Organism: Hydractinia symbiolongicarpus
Lineage: Eukaryota; Metazoa; Cnidaria; Hydrozoa; Anthoathecata; Hydractiniidae
Exons: 2
Coding region: 44-760 (238 amino acids)
Source: RefSeq, a predicted model, not a curated record